Messenger RNA from Gossypium raimondii (Peruvian cotton), 1164 nucleotides. RefSeq lists its product as uncharacterized. Lineage: Eukaryota; Viridiplantae; Streptophyta; Magnoliopsida; Malvales; Malvaceae. Bases 1 to 1164 code for a protein of 387 amino acids. The record is from RefSeq and is a predicted model, not a curated record. The transcript is spliced from 3 exons.
AUGGCAAACUAUUUUCUUGAUAAAGUGGAAGACAAUGCCAUUGUCCGUAUAUGUGUGACGCAAAAUAGCCGUCAGGAGUUAAGUGAGAUUUGGAAUCGGUGGGAUGAUGAAACCAAUCAGUUGUUCUACUCUAAUUAUGGGGACUUGCCGUACUUAUUUAGCAUCAAGGUGGAUGAGCGACUGUUUCGCGCUCUCGCUCAAUAUUGGAAUCCUGCAUAUAGCUGUUUUACUUUUGGGAAUGUAGAUUUGGUGCCUACAGUAGGGGAAUAUACGGCUUUACUGCACUGCCCUAGGCUUCAGGUUGAUAAAGCAUAUUCCAAAGCCGCAUAUGUCCCAGCAUUUUGGAAGAAAUUAAUGAGUAUUACGGGAAUGAGCGAACAAUGGAUCACGUCCAGGAUUAAACAGAAGGGCAAGUGUAAAUGUAUCCCAUGGAGGAAUUUGCGAGACUUGAUCCUAGCACAUCUUGAUGGAAAAAAGAAGGUUGAUGUGUUUGCUUUGAGUAUCUACGGGUUAGUGAUUUUCCGUAGGGCACUGGGGCAUGUUGACGAAGCUGUUUUAGAUCUUUUUGAUCGGUUGGGUAAAUGGGUCACACCUGUUCCUGCAAUUUUGGCUGAAACGUUUAGAUCUUUGAAUGCGUGUAGGCGAGCUGGUGAAGGCAGAUUUAUAGAUUGUGCGCAACUGUUGAUAGCUUGGUUCCAUAGUCAUUUCUGGAAGGUUGACAAAGUUUCGUAUCGGGUUUUCUCUGAGUAUUACUCUCCGUUAAAGGAGAUAGUGGCUACCCUCAGAAGGGACGAUAUAUCAGAAGAAAAUUGGAUAGCAAUUCUGCAAAAUCUUCAAGAGGAUGAUUUUGAUUGGGUUCCGUUGCUUGGGAUUUGGGGAGCCGUCGGAUAUGCACCUUUGGUGGUCCUAAGGCAAUACAAUUCAAGACAGUUUGUGUCGGCAACGUAUGGUUUAGCUCAAUGUGAGUUCUCGUACCGAGGAGACAAUUACAAGAAAAAGGUGAAAGAAAUUUCUCAGGCUUGGAAUCAGGUUCACAGGAUGAAAAGGCUAGCUGUGGGUUCGAUGACAACUCCAGAGUACGGUGAGUGGCGACAUAAAAGGAUUAAUGAUAACAUCCCGGAGUUAAACUUGGAGAGUGUUCGACCAAUGGAAGAGUAUCUAUAA